This is a messenger RNA of Spodoptera exigua (beet armyworm), 441 nucleotides long. The record is from the annotation of a GenBank genome assembly. Lineage: Eukaryota; Metazoa; Arthropoda; Insecta; Lepidoptera; Noctuidae.
AUGCACAUCACACCCAGACCCGGAACAACAAUUUGUGGAUCACUCAAAGAGUUGUUCCGUGCGGGAAUCGAACCCGCGGCUAAUGCAGGGUUCGAUUUAAAGGAGUACAAGAUACCAGCGUUACCAGAAAUAUGUUCUUACAAGGACAAUGAACCUGUCGUCUGCUGCACUGAUUGUGAUGUUGGUCAAGAGAGAUACCGUGACGUCGCCAUUGGUCCUCACGGAUAUAUGGUCAAUAAAAAGGGACCCGUGGCUUUAGAGAGUAUAAAGGGCAUCAACCCUGCAGACGGGUCACAUUGUAGUACGAGGAACAGGACGGAGGAGGUACAUUGCUGGCCUUUGGGAUCAGGAUUUGGGGAAUUGCGGACGAGAAGAGAUGAACCUCCAAUGAAUUCACACGACGGAACCGAACGCUUAGGUUUUUUCAUGCCGAUUUUCUGA